Messenger RNA from Gracilinanus agilis (Agile Gracile Mouse Opossum), 2999 nucleotides. It is a transcript of the gene VGF, whose product is annotated as VGF nerve growth factor inducible. Gene Ontology annotation, biological process: carbohydrate homeostasis; regulation of synaptic plasticity. The record is from RefSeq and is a predicted model, not a curated record. Bases 461 to 2275 code for a protein of 604 amino acids. Gene Ontology annotation, molecular function: neuropeptide hormone activity. The transcript has 3 exons. Lineage: Eukaryota; Metazoa; Chordata; Mammalia; Didelphimorphia; Didelphidae.
UUCAUUUAUUCAUUCAUUCAUUUCCCCGGCAUUCGGCUCCAGCGUGCCAGUUAGUCCUCACUCUUCAGUGCGCAGGCGCAGAAUGGGGAGGAGGAGAAGAAUCUUCCAAUCACCGGCCGCAAUUAGGGCCCCUCCACCACUCGCCCCGCUUCCCCAUGAAUGAACAUUGACGUCAAUCGGGCGGAGAGGACCCCCCCACGUGAUUCACUGGCUCCCCUUUAUAAAGAGGUGGGGCGGGCGCUGUCCAGCGUGCUGAAUCCUGGGGCGAGAGCGAGCGAGCGAGACAGAGUCUACCACGCAAAGAGAGACCUGCCAGAAUCUGACCGAGGCGACUGAACGCUGGACAGGGACAGCAACUUGGAGCAUCCGUGCUCUCUUUUCUCGCAACCCCGACCCUCAUCUUCUCCCACUCCACGAAUCCCAGCUGCCCCUGGAAACCACCCUUCUCCCAGGCUCAGCCAUGAGGUUCCUACAGCUGCCCGCUGCCUUCCUCUUCUGCCUCUUGCUUCUGCUGGGCAGUCUUCAAGCAGCACCCUCGGGGCGCCCGGAUCGGUCGCUUCCCAUAUCUGAACACGAAAACUUGGCAAAUGUAGGAGGGAAGCCAGGGGAAAGAGAAAACCUAGAUCAAGAGAUAAGGGAGGAAAGAAGCCCAGAAAGAGAGCCUGAGGAAGAAGAUCUGUUUCAGGGAGUAGAUCCACGGGCGCUGGCCGCGGUCCUGUUACAGGCGCUGGAUCAUCCCGCCUCACCCCCAGUUCCAGGGGUCUUGCAGCAGCAGCAGCAGCAGCACAGCNCAGAGGCUUUGCUAACAGAAACCGUGCGUAGCCAGACCCACAGCCGCCCAGCCCCAGAGAUACAGGUACCUCCGACGCAUUCCCGUAUUCCAGAGGAGCGCAGCUCGGAGGGUUCUGACCCUGCCGAGGAACUGGAGGCACUUGAGUCCUUGCUCCAGGAACUACGCGCUUUCAGCCCAGGGAACGCUAAGCGAGAGCCCGAAGCUGCUGCAGCUGAGGCGGAAACGCAUACCCAUACACUGACCCGGGUCAACCUGGAGAGUCCAGGGCCUGAGCGCGUAUGGAGGGCCUCCUGGGGAGAGUUUCAGGCGCGUGUCCCUCCCCCACCCCCAUUUCCUAGGCAGUUCCAGGAGCAAUUGCCUGAGGGCGUGUCCCUCCCUGAGGUGCGCCAGAGUGAGGGCGAGCCUGUUCUAAAAACACGCCAGGGAGAGAGCAUCGCGCCUCUCUACCAGGCGCGCCAGAUCGAGAGUGCACCUUUCUCCAAAACGCACCGCCCAGAAAGUGCAGCCAUGAGUAGGCUUGCUGCUGGAGGGCGCCUCCUGCAACGGGGGUUGGCUCAGGUAGAGGCAGGUAGGCGGCAGGCUGAGGCUACGCGGCAGGCUGCAGCCCAAGAGGAAAGACUGGCCGAUCUUGCCUCAGAUCUGCUGCUCCAGUACCUGCUGCAAGGCGGGGGUGGAGACUUGGAGCGAGGUGUGGGGGACCGGGGACUGCAGGGGGAAGGUGAGGAGGAGAGAGAGAGGGAAAGGGAGGAAGAAGAGGGAGAUAUCCGAGGUGGGGAGGAGGAAGACGAGCAGGGGGACGAGGAAGACGCUGAGGCAGAGGCUGAGGAGGUUGAGAGGGGGCGACAGAAUGCAUUGCUAUUCGCAGAGGAGGAGGAGGGGGAAGCUGGGGCUGAGGACAAGCGCUCCCAAGAGGAGACACCGGGUCAAAAGCGAAAGGAGCAAGCGGAGGGAGAAGGGGAGGAAGAUGAAGAGAUGGACCCACAGACUAUCGACAGUUUGAUCGAGCUGUCCACUAAACUACACCUGCCGGCCGACGAUGUGGUCAGCAUCAUUGAGGAGGUAGAGGAGAAGCGUAAGCGGAAGAAGAACGCCCCUCCUGAGCCACUACCUCCCCCUCGGGCCCCCCCUGCACCUACCCACUUUCGCUCCCCUAAGCCCCCACCACCUCCAUCUUUCCCCGCUCAGGAUGAUCUGCAGGAUUGGAAUGAGGUACUCCCGCCCUGGGAUCGGGAGGAGGUUUUCCCUCCCGAGCCCAACUACCCCUUUCCUAACUACAUCCAGCCCCGGACACUCGUCCCACCUCUUUCUUCCCCGACCCGCCGCCACCACUACCACGCACAGCCCGCAGAGGGGUCGCGAUACCACUUCGGCCUGGGUCCACAAGGGCAGCGGGGCGAGGAGGAGGAGAGGCAGCAGCAGGAGGAGGAGCUGGAGAAUUAUAUUGAGCACGUGCUGCUCAGACGCCCCAGCCUGUUCCCGUGACUCCGCUUUCCCACUCGUGACGGUCUCUUCUCUCUUCCCUUGUGCGAACCUCCCUAAGCCUCCCUGUGUUGCUCUUCAGUGUUCUGCAUGCGGUCCCCGACCUUUUUUUGUGGGGUGAGGGAAGUCCCACCCACCUUGUCUCAGCUAACCUGGCCCCACCUACUACUCUAAGUCCUGCCCUUUUUCCCUUUAACCAUCUUGGUGGGAGACAAAUACCCUACACUCACGGUGGAGAAAAGAAUGGGUGGAUCUGGGCGUUGAGAAGAAAAUAGCCUAAGGGGAGUGGGAAGGAGCACGAGUCCCCAAACUCGAGAGGGCAGAAGUCUCCUGUGUCCUAACUCCACCCACCAGUGACGUAGCAAAGAAGCAGUUGAAAUGGGACUGUACAGAUCUGCUCUACACACGUCUCCCCAUCGGGGCCCAGUUCCCUUUCCCUGUGCCUUCCUAUGCCUCUCUACCCUUUUUUUCCAUCACUAAACAAUAAUAAUAAUAAAAAGCAAACAAAAAAACUAACAAAAAAACUAACAAACAAAAAACCAACCUUACCAGUUGUGUUGAAGCCGCGUGAAUCGCAGCCCAUCCCCGACCCUAGGGUUUUCCCAAGACCCUGAUCCACUCUCCCCAAACUCAGAAAACUAAACCCCUUUCUUCCCUUCUCUGUUGUAAAUACCCCUCACGGGGAAAAUAGUUUUGCUAAGAAAUAAAAGUGACUAUUUUAUUAGGA